Perca fluviatilis (European perch) is the source of this 3946-nucleotide messenger RNA. It is a transcript of the gene pacsin3, whose product is annotated as protein kinase C and casein kinase substrate in neurons 3. NCBI's taxonomy places the organism in Eukaryota, Metazoa, Chordata, Actinopteri, Perciformes, Percidae. Gene Ontology annotation, molecular function: protein binding; phospholipid binding. The coding region runs from base 536 to 1861 and encodes 441 amino acids. Gene Ontology annotation, cellular component: plasma membrane; cytoplasm; endosome. The transcript has 11 exons. Gene Ontology annotation, biological process: regulation of endocytosis; cytoskeleton organization; plasma membrane tubulation. The record is from RefSeq and is a predicted model, not a curated record.
UGAAUGGAUAUUGUGGCGAGCAGCAUCUGAUUACACAGACACGCCAGUAGGCAUCGGAGGGGGGAAGACACUGUUUAUCCACCAGCCGAAACUGUUCCUCAGUCCCCUCCGAAGAAGAAACCCUUUUUAUUUUUGAAAUUUCACUCAGGAACUUUACUUUUUAACCGAGGAGAGAAACACCGAAGCCACGGUUAUCUAGUGGUACAUUUUUCAGAUCUUCCCAUCGUAUAAAUGGCUGAGGGGGACCGACGGGUGACUGCGGAGUAAACUUGAAAGAUGUCGCAGUUUGUGGAGGUUUGAAAGAGGACUAGCUAAACGCUGUGUUUUUUAACGAGGAAAUCCAUCAGGAGAGGCGGUCAGACCCGGAGAAGAGAGCGGCUGCAGCUCCAAGAGGAUUUCGGUUUGUCCUCGGAGAGAAACAGGCCUACGGAGACAAAGACUGUCUUCUGUUUGGACGUCUGUCCAUCUAUAUAUUCAUCUCUUAUAAGUCUUUUCUGUAGCCGCCACCAUUCUGUGCUGUAAGGCCAACCCCAAUAUGUCUUCCAAUGGAGACCUCAGCGACCUGGGGAGCUCUGACAGCUUCUGGGAGCCGGGAAACUACAAAAGGACGGUGAAGCGGAUAGACGAUGGCCACCGGCUGUGUAAUGAAAUAGUCAGUUGCUUCCAGGAGAGGGCAAAGAUAGAGAAGAGUUACUCCCUGCAGCUGAGCGACUGGGCCAAGAGGUGGAGGGGUGUCGUGGAGAAAGGUCCUCAGUAUGGUACGCUGGAGAAAGCGUGGCACGCCUUCAUGCAGGCGGCAGACCGACUCAGUGAACUGCAUCUGGAGAUGCGGGAACGGCUGGCGGGCGAGGACAGCGAGAAGGUGCGCAACUGGCAGAAGGAUGCCUUCCACAAGCAGCUGAUCGGAGGCUUCAGGGAGACCAAGGAUGCAGAUGACGGCUUCCGCAAAGCACAGAAGCCCUGGGUCCGCAAACUGAAAGAGGUGGAGGUCUGUAAGAAGACCUACCAUCAGGCCAGGAAGGAGGAGUGGACGGCGUUUACCAGGGAAACGCACGCCAAGGCCGACCCGACCAAGUCGCAGGAGGAAGUCCGCAAAUACACGACCCGGGCGGAGCGCUGCACCGAGGAAGCUGAGAAAGGGAAGGAGCGCUACACGAAGGCCCUGGAGGAGCUGAACCGCUGUAACCCUCGCUACAUGGAGGACAUGGAGCAGGUGUUCGACCUCACCCAGGAGGCCGAGCGCAAGAGGCUGCGCUUCUUUAAAGACGUCCUGCAGGACAUCCACACACACCUCGACCUGUCCGUCAAAGAAGGGUUCAAAGGCCUGCACCGGGACCUGGGUCAGACCAUCCAAGCAGCCAAUGACACCGAAGAUCUCAGAUGGUGGAGGAACACCCACGGACCGGGCAUGAGCAUGAACUGGCCACAGUUUGAGGAGUGGUCUCCGGAGGCGAGUCGCUCCAUCAGCAGGAAGGAGCGAGGCGGACACUCUGAGGACAGCGUGGUCACCCUCACCAACAUCGUCUCCUCGGGUGGAACUGAGGUCCCGCCGAGUCCCAUCACCCUGGACAGCAGGGUGAAAGAUUAUUCGUCGGACUGGUCAGAUGAGGAGAUUCCUAAGAAGGGGCUGGCGCAGAACGGCGUGGGGGAGGCGGAGGACGAGGAGGAUCAGGUAGAGGCGGUGCGAGUCAGAGCGCUCUAUGAUUACGUGGGCCAGGAGGCCGAUGAGCUCAGCUUUAAAGCAGGCGAGGAGCUGCUGAAGAUGGGCGAGGAAGACGAGCAGGGCUGGUGUAAAGGACAGCUGAGCAACGGCAAAGUGGGCCUCUACCCCGCCAACUACGUCCAGGCCGUGGCGUCCUGAUGGCCCGCCCUCUCUGCUGGUCACCCAGCCAACGGUACAACUACACUCAAGAUGCCAGGACCAAUCAAAAGCUAUUAGUGCUGACAUGUAGACCGUGAACCCAGACCGUUUUUGAACUCGUCACUGAGUUAGAUUUUUUUUUUUUGUUGUUUUGAGCUGCGUUUUUGGAACUCAGCCAAGUGGGGAAAAGUCCACUCGUUGUGAAAGGCUGUUGACUCAGCAUGAGGUCAACGACAUUGUUGUUUGAAAGAAGCUCUACGGGCGAAGAGAAGUCAGUCGGAGGCCGGCCAACACAAACAGACGCCGUAGAGAAACUUGGACCCAAGUUCUCUUGACGGGACCUUUGAUCAAAACUCUGGAUUUUUGGUUUUCUGCUCGUCAUCAUUUUCGGUUACUAGAGUCAGAAAAUCCACAUUUAAUCAAAGAGGACAAAACCUGGGCGGUGCAGCAGUGAGAGCAACCACGACAGCUGGCUGUGAUUGGCUGAAACAUCUGUCAAUCGAUUUUAUUUUUUUUUUGCUUCUUUUUAUUAUAGACAAUUGUUUGACAUUUUGGGAAAUAGGCUUAUUCAUUUUCUUGCAGAGUUAGCUGAGAAGAUGCAUACAACUCUCAUAUCUCAUAUUAGGGUAAAACUAGCAGCCUGUUAGCUUAGCUUAGCAUAACGACUGGGAGUUUUACAGACUUUGGAAGUAAAAGUCCCAUUGGUUUUGUUUUUCGCACAGACGACGUUAACGUGAGCAUCCCGACAUUCCGGAGUGGCGUGCAACUCUCACUGUUGAAUCAUCGGCAUAAAAGAUUAACAACAAUAACUUGUAAUAAAUAAAAUGUCGAAGUUACAAGCGUGGAUGCAUAAAAACAUUGAGGUGUAAGUUGGGUGCAUUUUUGGAAAGAAGCAACGAUUACGAAGUUAAGACUCUUGAUUGCUAACGUCAAACGCUGACGGGGUCGAAAAGGCUUUGAUUUUGAUUUGAGCCGGGCUAGCUGUUUCCAGUUGUUAUGCUAAGCUAACCUAACCGGCUGUAGCCUUGCAUGAGAUAUGAUAGAGGUUUUGAUCUUCACAUGUAACUCUGGGCAGAGAAAGAAAGAAAAAUAAAGUAAUUUGUUUCCCAAAAUGUCAAACUAUUAUUACGAAAGCCUUAGUAUUCUCAUCAUUGAAUAAAAUCAACUUCUUGUGGGGUGAAACAAAUAUUUGAAUAGAUAACUGGGCACUUUUAUUUCCAGUAGAUGUCAGUGCAGUCUUUGAUCCAGCACGUAGUGGAUGUUAGAGGAACUGCAGCUGGAUGAAUCAAACCGGUUUGGAAUCAAAAAGAUCAAAUAAAUCGAACUAUAAUAAUAAUAAAUCUAACAAAAGACUGUCUGUGCCUUAGUCAGCGAGGCCAGAAACGUAGAAACCAGUAGAAUGUCCUGUUACCUUUAAAACCUUUUAACUUCUGAUUGGAUCAUUUAGCUCCACAACGGUAUGCUUCGGUUACUUUGUAGUUUAUAUUUUUACAUUUUAGGUGCAACACUGAAUUAACUUUCUUUCCUUUUAUUGAUUUCUUUUUUUUUUUUAUGUGAUAGCUGUAUGUUUGGAUUAAGUCAACUGAUUUUGAUCAUGGACGGUGUAAACUGCUAUCGGUUUCUUUUUUUUUAAGAAUAGCAUUUUUACAGUCGACUUAUGUACUUUCUAAUUUAUUCUUCUUUUUAACUUAGCAAUCAUUCUUCAUGUUUAGGCAGACUACAGGCAGGGAGAGUACGGCCGGCUGUUUAGAUUUGGGUCCUUUAACCUGCGGAAGGUGGCGUGUUGCUAGUUGUGCUGUGAUCAUGAAGCACGCGUCGCGCACCUCAAACACCUGAAAUAAGUGAUCAUCAUUUUUCAGUUUUUUGUUUUAAGUUUGUGGUUAGUGUGUGAGGGAGCCUCCUCUGUCUCUGCUGAGCAUCGCUUCAGCUAACCUACGUAUGAAUCUGAAUAAUAAGAGAUAAUAGAGAUGAUUAACACUUCUGUGCUGCUCCUUUGUUCCUUCCCUUUCUUUCCAGAAUUAUAACAUGUACAGAACAUAAAGUGGGAAGCAACAAUAAAGCGCUUUCUGCAGUUGGUUUAACAGA